UAUGAAUAUUCGUGCCCUAUACCGCCUCUUUACAUCUGAAGGUAUACCAGAACCUUUAUCUUCAGCUAAAUAUAUUCUGUCUUUUGCUGCUCAAAAUAGACACAAAAUUAAAAGAGGUGAAGCCGAAAAGCCGGGAUAUGACAAUGACACGGACGUAACCGAUGAUAAAGUAAAAAGAGUUUACAAGAUGAUCUGGAAGAGAUUGGAGCGUCAGCCGAUGCAAUAUAUAUUGGGCGAAUGGCAAUGGGGUAACAUAGAAUUGUUUGUAAAAAAACCGGUAUUCAUUCCUAGGCCAGAAACAGAAGAUUUAGUUAAUUUAUCUAUCGACAAAAUUAGAAACAGUUUUCCUGCCAAAGAAGUAACAGGUCUGGAUUUAUGCUGCGGAUCAGGCGCCAUUGGUAUAUCCUUGUUGAAAAAUAUCAGCAAUCUUCAACAAAUAACAUCUAUUGACAUGUCAAAUCAAGCAUGCGAAUUAACGACUUUAAAUUCAGAGAAAAAUAAUGUUAGUUCAAAGAUGACCGUUCUACAAGCUCGAAUUGACGAAUUACCUGGAAUUCUCAAACGCAAAUAUGACUUUAUCGUCACCAACCCACCAUACGUACCCGAUAUUGAUAUGGAAUACAUAGAAGACGAAGUCGCAAUUUACGAAGACCCAAUAGCAUUACGUGGCGGUCAUGAUGGUCUAAAUGUAAUUCGUAAGAUAAUAGAAGUUGCACCAAAAUUUUUAAAAGAAAGCGGAUUGAUUUUUAUGGAAAUGGAUAGCAGUCACUAUAAAUAUAUCCCUAAUUUAUUAAAGGAUCUAAAUUCUCCCCUAACACAUAUUAGUAAUGAAAAGGACAGAUUUGGCUUAUAUCGUUUCUCUAUAUUUACAUUAAAAGACUGA
Messenger RNA from Dimorphilus gyrociliatus, 883 nucleotides. The record is from the annotation of a GenBank genome assembly. NCBI's taxonomy places the organism in Eukaryota, Metazoa, Annelida, Polychaeta, Dinophilidae.